This is a messenger RNA of Oncorhynchus gorbuscha (pink salmon), 4320 nucleotides long. RefSeq names its product tumor necrosis factor receptor superfamily member 13B-like. The coding region runs from base 2841 to 3623 and encodes 260 amino acids. Gene Ontology annotation, cellular component: plasma membrane. The record is from RefSeq and is a predicted model, not a curated record. The transcript has 4 exons. Lineage: Eukaryota; Metazoa; Chordata; Actinopteri; Salmoniformes; Salmonidae.
AAAACACACACAAACAAAACAUACACACACAUGCAUAUUGACGACACACACACACAGACACACUGCUGCUACUCUGUUUAUUAUCCGUUUAUUAUCUAUCCUGAUUGCCUAGUCACUUUCCCCCCUACCUACCUGUACAUUACAUAUUACCUCAAUCACCUCAACUACUUCGUACCCCAGCACAUUGACUCGGUACUGGUAGUCCUUGUCUAUAACUCGGUACUGGUAGUCCUUGUCUAUAACUCGGUACUGGUAGUCCUUGUCUAUAACUCGGUACUGGUAGUCCUUGUCUAUAACUCGGUACUGGUAGUCCUUGUCUAUAACUCGGUACUGGUAGUCCUAGUCUAUAACUCGGUACUGGUAGUCCUUGUCUAUAACUCGGUACUGGUAGUCCUUGUCUAUAACUCGGUACUGGUAGUCCUUGUCUAUAACCUCAUUAUUGCUAUUUUAUUGUGUUACUAUUUCCUAUUUAUUUUUGCUAUUUUUCUUACUAUUUAACUCUGCAUUGUUGGGAAAGGGCUCGUAAGACCACACCUGUUGUAUCCGGCCCAUGUGAUUAAUAUAAUUUGAUACUUCCAUAAUUCAAGAAAAUAUCAAUGCAUAGAAAAACACAUACAGUACAUUCCCAUCACCAAAAUGUUUUGUAAUGCUGAUAUUAAUUGACCAGGUGGAUGAGUUAUUUCCAACAAUUCACACAUUUUAAGUGUAGAAUUAUUACACAGUGCCCUCUGGAUUGGUAGUAAUAAGCACCGGGACAAAAAACCCAUGAUACAACCAACCCAUGAUACAACCAACCUAUGAUACAACCAACCCAUGAUACAACCAACCCAUGAUACAACCAACCUAUGAUACAACCAACCCAUGAUACAACCAACCUAUGAUACAACCAACCCAUGAUACAACCAAACCAUGAUACAACAAACCCUGGUCUCCCUUAAGUAGCCUUGCAUGAGCGAGCCGGAACAGCUCAUAGGAGAGCAGGAGCCUAUCUCCUGUGUCUGUAGCGUGAGGCAGCUUGAUGUACAAGUAUAGCCCCUGGAAAGUAUGUGGCUAUUCUACAGCAGAGCCUUACCCCCCAAUUAUAUCUCCUUAAUGCUACCUGCCAAGCAGAGACACAUCAGGUCCCAUUUCCACAGUCUUUGGUAUGAAUCUGCCUGGGAUCAAACGCUCAACCUUCCGAUCUCAGGGCGGACACUCACUAACCACAAGGCCACUGAGUUGACGCUGUUAUUACAGCUUCAUCUACAAACUACUUGCAUGUAUGUGAAAACAUAAACAUGGAUUUAAAGUACAUCUGCUGUGUGUAAGUCUAGCAAUAUUUAUGAACGGUAGCUUAUGAAACAGAUAUGCAUGCAUACUGUAUGUAACCUCUCUGUCACGUUACUAUUAAAAACAGACAAUUGUCAUUCUGCAAAACACCGGUUCAAAUUAACAGAAUAUGGUUAUGCAGGACAGAUGAGUGCAUGCUCUUUCAAAUAGCAUAGUAAGAUGGUCAUGGAAGUCUAGUGCAAUAAAAGAACCGUACGGUAUAUUGCUCUCCAAGUCUGCAUUCUCCAUGAACUUGACAUGAAACUGACAUUGUACCAUGUAUAAAUGACACACCACUGAAAAUGACUUACGGUCUCAUUCAACAUUUGGGAAAGGUAGGCAAAUUCAUAUUUCUUAGUAGUAGUAUAUACAUAGAUAUGACAAAACUCCACAUUUUAGUCACAAUUCACACCUAUCAAGCCUGACUCAUCAUAACUGGAGAAGAGCUUACCUUCAGUGCAAGGGGGAAGUCCCAGAAAAUGCAUUGUGGUUGCACCCAAAUCAGCCCCUUACUCAAAUACAUGUCGCCCAAGGUCACUGCAAGAGGGGCACAUUUCAAGCUGAGGUCCUCAGAUGUCUUUCUUCUCUCUGUAGGUAAGUCAUACGAUAUUGUGUUGUAUUACAUUGGGCAUUAUUAUUACAUUCCAUGAUGAGAUGUAUUUUUAGUUACAAGUGAGCUGGUUAAUGAGUAAGCUGUUCAUGGUUUAUAAACUUUUUAAAAGAUGGAUGUUGUCUUUGAUUAUUCAUAGAACACCUGGGAAUGGUAUUGAAGGAGAACAUAAUUAUUUACAUUUUUACUUAUCGGAUAUCCAGACUUAAAGAUCAACAUCAUGCCUUGAAUACAUGACUUACAUGGUGUAAGCAAUGAGUCAUUGCUUAUGCUAUAGAGUGUUACACCAACAAAGACACCAUUGAUCACAUCAUGUGUGGUAAAAGGAAUGAAUAAUCAGUAAAGGCGUAAAAUGCUAUUGUUGGAGAGUGAUUUAGGCAAAUUCACAGAUAAGAACAAAUGUACAAGUCAAUUUUAUGAAGUUGAAGACCAAGGCGAGGCGUAGCUUUAUUUGUAGAGCGUGUCAUUUCUCCAGCUCAGUGAUUUUGUGCCCAGUGGAGCACAGCGCAGUAUGCCUCUGUCAAGAAAAGUGCAUUUAAAUCUUUGAAGUUGUGUAUAGAGGCUUGUCCUCUCUUCUGAUACCUUCUAGAGUUACUUGGACAGAAUAAUAUACAGUACAUGAGUAAUUCAUCAUUUUUUUUGUGUCCAGUUUGUUUGAGCCUGCUUGUUUGCCUGUAGACGAACCUACACCAUCUAAAAGUAAAGAAGAAAAAUAAAACACAAAAUCUAAGGAACUCCAUCAUAAAGUAAUGUCAAAUCUGGAAUCCUAACACCCCCAAAUCAACUUGAUUCGUGUCAGGUUUGAAUCAAUCCCAACCAAGUGAUACAAAGCUGAUUACGCAAGGAUUCCAUGAACUGACCCUGAUUUUCCUCUGCCUGUCAUUCAGUGAGUCAGAGUGUGAGUUGACACCUGAGCUGAGCCAUGGGGUUUGGCUGUCCUGAGGGUCACUUCUGGGAUGGCUUGGUGAGGAAGUGUCUGACCUGUCAGAUGGUCUGCCAGCAGCCUCACCACCACCUCAGAUGCAUCGAGUACUGUGUUUCUCUAGGGUGUAAGGCAGUCCCAGGGCAGUACUACGACAGGCUGUUGAAGAAGUGUCUGACGUGUGCUGUCGUGUGUGGCAACCAUCCCUCAGAGUGUUCCCACCAAUGUCAGACCCAACAGCCUGAUUUGAGUGCAACCCUGAGGCCUGUGGAUGGGACAGUCUUCCAGAACCCUACCACCAAGGGGGGCUCCCUACUCAGUGGUGUGUCUAACUCAGUCAUCCUGGUGUACUCUCUGCUGGGCUUGUGUCUGGCUCUGCUGCUGUUGACCCUGUCUUUGGCCCUGCUUGUGCUGCUGAGGAGGGCCAGGGCCAGAGGUCCCCGACCAGGGGCCACACAGAGCAGUCCCACCCAGGUCCGUGGAAGCCAGGGGGCCCAAGAGCCUAACCAGCACAGCAAGUCCUCCAAAGACAACCUGAUGGAUCCAUCCCUGCCCAAGCUGAACAGUGUUACAGCGGGCCGUUCGUCCAGCCCAAUAGAGACCUGUGUGUGUGUCCACUGCUUCCCUGACCUCAGAGUGCCUGGCAGAGGUGAGAAGCAGCAGAGACCCCCUCUCACCCUCUACCAGCAGGCUGUCUCGCAGGACCUCCACACUCCUACCAGACGACUCACUUGUGGAUCAUCAGAAAAAAUAAUCUGCUCCCCCUCUCAGCCUAGCUUCUGACAGGAGCAGAACUGAAACCGACUGGACACUACGGCAAUGAUAGAAAUCCUAUUAAAUGACUAGAGGGGCUAUGUCAUAAACCCUCAAAGUUCCAUAAUGGGGUGAAAAUGGCAGCAAUCUUGGUCAGGGAGAAAUACAAAACCAGUCUAAUUGGAAUGAAUGGCAGAGGCAUAGGUGAUGCAUGUCCUGUUUUUACUGAUGCCGGAAAAUAAAAGGCAGAUGAUGUAUUAGAAAUUGUGUAAUGUAAUUAUAGUCAACCUAAAAUAGUGUUGUAAUUCUAAAAACAUUUGAUACUGGUUUUAUACCAAUUUUCUGUACAAAUACCUUCUAAAAUACAUGUAAACAGACCAUACGUCUUAGUUUUCUUGAAAAACGGUGUGCUACUCUAUGAUACAAUAUCAGUACUUGUUGCAUUUAGGUCUCAUCAACUGAUUUGAGCCAGUGUAUAGCUGUGUAUUGUCUGCCUUGUUUGAAUGGAAUGUUUGCUUGUUGGCAGUUAAUUAGACACAUUUAUGGUGUCAUUCCUCAAAAAAGGUUGGCCAGCUAGCUAGCAAACACCCAUCCUGUCAUGCUGUCAUGUUUCACCUGUCCUUGUGAUUGUCUCCACCCCCUCCAGGUGUCGCUUAUUUUCCCCAGUGUAUUUAUCCCAGUGUUUCCUGUCUCUUUGUGCCAGUUCGCCUUGUAUGUUUCCAAGUCA